UUCGUCGGCCGGACGCCGGAAGCGGCUCGUUGCUCCGUAGCGGCCGAAGGGGCGGGCUCCAGGGCUGGGGGAGUCUCAGCUGCUCGCGGUUCGCUCGGCGGCGCAAGAUGGCGGACAUCUCCCUGGACGAGCUCAUCCGGAAGCGCGGGGCUGCGACGAAGGGGCGUCUCAAUGCCAGACCAGGAGUCGGAGGUGUUCGAUCUCGUGUUGGGAUCCAGCAGGGCCUUCUUGGCCAGCCAGCACGCACAGCCACCUUCCAGCAGAGGUUUGAUGCCCGGCAGAAGAUUGGCCUCUCAGACGCCCGGCUCAAGCUGGGAGUCCAGGAUGCCCGGGAAAAGCUUUUGCAGAAAGAUGCUCGGUUCCGGAUCAAAGGGAAAGUGCAAGACGCCCGAGAGAUGCUAAACUCCCGCAAGCAACAGGUCACGGUGCCCCAGAAGCCCCGGCAGGUGGCCGAUGCCCGGGAGAAGAUCAGCUUGAAGCGGAGUUCCCCAGCCACCUUCCUGAGCCCACCCAUCGGGACAGUGACCCCUGCCCUGAAGCUCACCAAAACCAUCCAGGUUCCACAGCAGAAAGCCAUGGCACCACUCCACACCCAUCCUGCUGGAAUGAGGAUCAAUGUGGUCAAUAACCACCCAGCCAAACAGAAUUUAUAUGAUUUGGAGGAAGAUGAUGACUCUGUAGCUCCCAUUCCUAGUAAACAGAUGAAAUUUGCAGCCUCAAGCAGCUUUCUCCACCACGUGGCCGGGCUGAGCAGUUCCAAGUUCUCCAUGUCCAAGGCCCUCCCUCUCACCAAAGUGGUUCAGAAUGAUGCUUACACAGCUCCUGCCCUCCCCUCCUCUGUUCGGACAAAAGCCUUGACCAGCAUGUCUCGGACACUAGUGAACAAGGAGGAGUCCCCCAAAGAGCUGCCGCCUGCUGAGCCUGUCCUCAGCCCCUUGGAAGGCACCAAGAUGACUGUAAACAAUCUGCACCCUCGAGUCACCGAAGAAGACAUUGUGGAGCUUUUCUGUGUGUGUGGAGCCCUCAAAAGGGCUCGGCUGGUCCAUCCUGGGGUAGCAGAGGUGGUCUUUGUGAAGAAGGAUGAUGCCAUUACUGCAUAUAAGAAGUAUAACAACAGGUGUUUGGAUGGGCAACCAAUGAAAUGCAACCUUCACAUGAAUGGCAACGUUAUCACCUCAGACCAGCCCAUCCUGCUACGGCUGAGUGACAGCCCCUCAGUGAAAAAGGAGAGCGAGCUGCCUCGCAGGGUGAACUCCACUGCCUCCUCUAACCCUCCUGCCGAAGUGGACCCCGACACCAUUCUGAAAGCGCUCUUCAAGUCUUCGGGGGCCUCUGUGACUACGCAGCCCACAGAAUUCAAAAUCAAACUUUGAGCAGGGGAGUGAGGCAGCCAGAAGCGGGGGCAGAGGAGGGUGGCUCUGUUUCCUAAAGCAAAGCUUGUGACCAAUGGGCCGUCGGACUGGAAGGCCCUGAGCGUGGGAAGGGCCGCCAGGGGUAGAGAGCUUCCUCACUGGACGGGACCCACCUCUCUGUUUUGUGUCCUACCCUGUGCUCUUCUGUACGUUAACAUUUCCUGUAGUCUGUGUCUUCUCCCUCCACCUCCUCACCAAGGUAGGCUCGUGUUGCCCAGAGCAUCCCUCCCCCCUAAUCUCAGUCCCAAGCAGAUUUCUUGUCUGAAAAUGGUACCCUCAGUUCUCUGGCUGGCUUUUUGGGGGCCCCAUGGAAUGCAGGGCUGAGGCCUCUGUGAAGGACACUUUUCUCUGGGAGGUGAAGAGCUGCCUCCCCUUUCUCUUUUUUUAAACUUUUAAACGAAGUAGGGAAUGGGAGCCCCUGCCCUCCUAGGGGAAGCCAGGUCAGUGUGAGAGCUGUGCCGCUCACCUACCUGGUCAUUGCAGGUGGCCUGGGUGGGGAUCAGGCCACAGCCCUCUUGUCCUCUCGCCACAACUGGCUCUAGACAGUGUGGUCUGGGCACACAUGGCAAGGGCAGCGUGGGGCUGCCGCUCUGCUGGGAAGAGCAUCCCUGGCUGCCAGGUUAUCUGAGAAGGCCUGGGCCAUCUCUGGUGUCUCAGUCAGCUCUCACAUUCACGUUUCCCUCUCCCUGGGUUCUGCUGUGUGCCCUAGCCCAGCUCUCAACCUCUGGGUCUCAGUACCAGGAGGGGCGUGCACCAUCAGCCCCCCAGUUCUCACCUGGCAUGGCGCUCCUCAAAUGCCAACUCUCCGCUAGUUGAUUUUUUUUUUUUUUUUUUAAACUCUGCCUAUUCUGUGACUCUGAGGGCCUGUGGGAUUAUUUGAAUGGGAGAUGUUGACUUCCUCCCUCUUUGUUUCUGGCCUCGUGCCUAUAGGACAAUAGGAAUGCUGAGAGAGGCACAGAUCCAACUGCCACCAAGGGGUGCUGUUCCCAGUGUUGUGACUGACACAUCCAUCCUUGACCAGAGGGGUCUUGCCCUGCCUUGGGAGCAAAGUGCGCAGGGAGUGCUGGGUGGUAGGGAGGGAGUGGAGAGAGCAGAGCCGACCUCCCAGGUGAGCUGCUAGGCUCUCCCCUCAUAAUGGUUCCAGGUGUUUGGGCAGAACUGUAGCCACCACGGGUGGCCCCUGCAUACCAGACUGCUUGGCUCCACUGCCCUCAGGCUCCUGCCACGUUGUUGGGACUGCGGAAGGAAUCCAGGCUGGCAGAGCCGGAGUGAGUUGGGCAGCAGGCUCGGGGAUCUCUACCGAAGCAGCAGCAAGCACUGUGAAAGGCAGAAGUCUAGGAAAUAGAGGGGACCUGAGACACAGCCUUUUAUGGCCUGCUUGAGGCCAGUCCAGGGAAGACACAUCUGGAAACUCAUGUUUCAGAGUUCUGUUUAAGCAGGAAAGACCCAGGCUUUGAACACCGCCCAGUCCUCAAGGUCUGCGGUUGCUCAGGCUUUGGAAAGUUGCUCAGUCCAUGGAAAGUACCUGAUGGUGCUCCACCUUCUGGUUCUUUAAAGAAUGCUGCUUUUGUUCCCUUGUUCCCUUUCCCCCUUUGGGUGCAAACUUACUUCUCAGCAGCCGGAAAACAUUCCUCCUACACCUUCCCCUUCUUCUUCCACAAGAACACCCACAAGGCAGUAGGACCUGGUUUUUCAGGUACUAGGGACAGUUGGAUCACUGCUUGGACUCUGCUUCAAGUAGGGAUGGUGAAUAUCCUCCUGCCUGCAUGGCUUUACCCUCCCCUCUCCCCCACCUGUCCCGCCCCGUCCCCCAGCCCUGUGCCAGGCUGCUCUGGCUAUCACAGAGUUCACUGAGCCCAGCUGCAACCCUCUGGCCAUCCAGACCCUGUCCUCUGCAUAGCCAUAUGGUACAUUGCAGGGUGGAGCCUGUUUGCCUGCCCUGCUCUACAGGGUGUCAUCAUGGAAAAUGGAAGAGAAGGUGGUGGGCCAAUCCUCGUGUCCCUCUUCACCUCCCACCCCUCCAGGUUCCUCGUGUGUAUCUCUUGUUCAAAAGGAGAGGAAGAGACAUGAAGGGAUGGAGGAGACUAUAUGUUACUUACCCAUUUCUGAAUAAAUAUUUGUUAUUCCUACCUUUGAGCUGCUCUUUCUUAAAGGAUUCUGAGUAGCUUUAUGGGACUCGGCACUAGAAAACAGGAAUUUGCCUCUGCUUUACUGCUUACCAGCUAUGACCCUGAGGCAUUUGCUCACAGGGCUUGCUGAACCCCGGUCCCCACAGCUGAGGAUGUGAGCAUUGAUGUCUGUGAAGUACCUGGCACAGUAACUUAGUACGUUCUGGGCCUCAGUAGCCUCACUGGGUAUUAAGUAUGGUCCGCUCCAGCAUAGAAUUAGGUCUGUUCGUGAGGAACAGGAGAGCCUGAAUGUUGCCCUGGUUUGAAGAAGUCCGAUUCAUGGGUGAAACUUAUCUUAGAUCAAUUAUGCAUUAGAAAAAUUAAUUUGUUGAUGGUUUUUGUGUAUGUGGUAAAAUACACAUAAAAUUUACCAUCUUAACUA
This is a messenger RNA of Canis lupus familiaris (dog), 3962 nucleotides long. It is a transcript of the gene POLDIP3, whose product is annotated as DNA polymerase delta interacting protein 3. Gene Ontology annotation, molecular function: mRNA binding. The coding region runs from base 108 to 1373 and encodes 421 amino acids. NCBI's taxonomy places the organism in Eukaryota, Metazoa, Chordata, Mammalia, Carnivora, Canidae. Gene Ontology annotation, biological process: mRNA export from nucleus. The transcript is spliced from 9 exons. Gene Ontology annotation, cellular component: nucleus. The record is from RefSeq and is a predicted model, not a curated record.